Molecule: messenger RNA, 231 nt
Organism: Acanthoscelides obtectus
Lineage: Eukaryota; Metazoa; Arthropoda; Insecta; Coleoptera; Chrysomelidae
Source: the annotation of a GenBank genome assembly
AUGGGAUGCCACAAUUGGCCGAAGAAGCGGAGUGUCUUAAAGAGGGCGGUAGAAAACCGCCGGAGGAACAGGAGUGCAAUAAAGGAACGGAGUGUGCCAAGUGGCAUACGGGGCCCUGGAAACCGUGCGAUCACCUUUGCGGCGAUGGCACCCAAACGAGGAAGGUUCAGUGUUAUAUUGAGAGAGACCACAAAAUCGACAUUCUUGAUGACGCUCAAUGUGAAGCGAUAG